CUGCAGAAGGAGAGAGAGAGAGAGAUCAGGGAGCACUGACAACAACGGACAGCCUCACGCUGGAGAAGUCCGAAACGCCACAUUUUCUCCCUCUGUGAUCCGACAGUUUUCAGCUCCAACCUUCUGACUGCAUAUUUAUCUGCUCGUUUUUCUUUUCUCUCGCUGGCUUUGGGACUAUUUCUCACCCCGACGGCCUGAAAUGACAGGAUAGGAGCCUCGUCUAGCCAAUGCUUACUGCAGGGGCUUCUGUCUUGUGGAUUAUCCGUCGUCGCCGAGCCAAUCGCACAGUCGAGCCCGGAGGAGGCCCCGCUCUGCUGGAUGGAUGUGUGUGAGGCGGCGCGGUGGUAACGAUGCUGCUGCUCGGCUUUCAUCGGCACUGGGUCAACUGAUCUUGGAUGUCCGGGCUAUAUCGCCCCCCCUACACGAACCAUUUUCUCCCACAGCUACACUUUAAUUCAUUAAAAACUGGACGCCCCUGGAGCAGUUUAUGACGAGCCUGGUAGGAGCGUGAUGAGCGCGCGCUUCCGCUUGCCUGCUGGCAGAUCCUACAAUGUCCGGGCGACGGAGCUGGAGCGAGACAGGCAGCACACACAGGUUGUGUGCAACGUGCUGCUGCUGGACAACACUGUGCAGGCGUUCAAAGUCAACAAGUCUGAUCACGGCCAGGUGCUGCUGGACGCCGUGUUUAAGCACCUGGAGCUGACUGAGAGAGACUACUUUGGCCUGCACCUGGCUGAGGAUGGCUCAGAUGCACCACGCUGGCUGGAUCCCAAUAAGCCCAUCAGGAAACAGUUAAAAAGAGGGUCUCCACAUAACCUGAGCUUCAGAGUCAAAUUCUUUGUGACCGACCCGAGUAAACUUCAGGAAGAAUACACACGGUACCAGUAUUUCCUGCAGAUCAAACAAGAUAUUUUAACUGGAAGAUUACCUUGCCCUCACAACACAGCUGCACUGCUGGCAUCCUAUGCUGUUCAGUCUGAGUUGGGGGACUACAAUGAAGCUGAGCAUCCUCCUGGCUACCUGUCGGACUUCUGCUUCAUCCCAAACCCUCCACAGGACUUCCACAAAGAGGUCUCCAAACAUCACCAGCAGCACAGCGGUCUAUCUCCUGCCCAGUCGGAGUUUAAUUAUCUGAACACAGCACGCUCGCUGGAGCUCUAUGGGGUGGAGCUGCACUAUGCAAGGGACCAGAGCAACACAGAGAUUCUCAUUGGAGUGAUGUCUGCUGGCAUUGUGGUUUACAAGAACAGGGUACGAAUCAACUACUUUCCAUGGUUGAAAAUAGUGAAAAUCUCCUUCAAGUGCAAACAGUUUUUCAUCCAGCUGAGAAGAGAGGCGACGGAAACCCGGGAGACCCUGCUGGGCUUCAAUAUGGUCAACUACCGGGCGUGUAAGAACCUGUGGAAGGCCUGCGUGGAACACCACACUUUUUUCAGGCUGGAGCGGCCCAUACCGCCGCAGAAAAACUUCUUCGCUCACUACUUCAGCCUGGGCUCCAAGUUCAGAUACUGUGGGCGGACAGAAGUGCAGUCUGUGCAGUAUGGAAAGGAGAAGGGGAUCAAGGACAGAGUUUUUGCCAGCAGGUCUCCCAGCAAGCCACUGGCUAGGAAGUUAAUGGACGGGACUGACUGGGAGUCUGUAAGCAGGAACAGCCUAUCAGACGAGAGACUGGAAACGCAAAGCCUGCCCACACGCUCCCCACCUGGAACUCCUAACCAGAACUCUCUGUUUGUACAAGAUGGCACACGGCUACGCCCAUCGUCGGUCGGCCACCUGGUUGAUCACGUGAUCCACGCCUCUCCCAGCCUACCUGUCUUCUCCUCCAAUCACAAGUCGGCAUCAUCCACGCAGGCCAACAGCAUCAGCCUGGACUCGACACCGUCUCCUGAUGGGAUGGAUGGCCAACCUCCAGCUCUGCCCCCGAAGCAGCUGAGCAGGAAAACUCUGAGCCAGAUCAUCCAGGCUCACUCCCAGCAGAGCCUCCUGGACAACCACCUCAACGAGAUGUACGACGUUCCUGUGAACGCCGACAAAACCACGCUUAACGGCGUCGUUCCGCAUGAUAAUCUGGUUCUCAUCAAGAUGAGGCCGGAUGAACACGGACGCUUUGGCUUCAAUGUGAAGGGUGGAGCUGACCAGAAGAUGCCUAUCAUUGUCUCUAGAGUGGCUCCGGGUACCUCAGCCGACCUCUGCGUGCCUCGCCUUAACGAAGGCGACCAGGUGGUCCUUAUAAAUGGGCGGGACAUCUCUGACCACACUCAUGACCAGGUGGUAAUGUUCAUCAAAGCCAGCUGUGAAAGCCACUCUGGAGAGCUGAUCCUAUUGGUCAGGCCGAACGCAAUUUAUGAUGUAGUGGAAGAGAAGGUAGACUCUGAGCCAGAGUUUCAGUACAUCCCAGAGAAAUCCCUGCAGGAUCCCACCCAGCUUGACCAGCAUGCCUUGAAGGACUCCAUGAUGGCUUUAAAGGAAGGCCUGAGCAGUGGAGCCAUACUGGCUCAGUUUGAUCAACUGUACAGGAAGAGGCCGGGGAUGACCAUGCUGUGUGCCAAAUUACCUCAGAACGUUUCCAAAAAUCGCUACAGAGACAUCUCCCCAUAUGAUGCCACACGGGUCGUACUGAGAAGCGCGGACGACUACAUCAAUGCAAAUUACAUCAAUAUGGAGAUUCCUGCAUCCAGCCUGAUAAACCGCUACAUCGCAUGCCAGGGCCCACUGCCCAACACCUGCCCUGACUUCUGGCGCAUGACCUGGGAGCAGGGCUCAUCUAUGGUGGUCAUGCUGACCACACAGGUGGAGAGAGGGCGGGUGAAGUGUCAUCAGUACUGGCCCAACCCAGACAGCAGCACCUCCUACGGAGACUUCAAAGUCACGUGCCACAACGAAGAGGGCAACUCUGCCUUCCUGGUGCGAGAGAUGACGCUCACUCACACACAGAGUGAGCAGCAGAGAGAACUUACUCAGCUUCAGUACCUGGCUUGGCCCGACCACGGCGUUCCUGAUGACUCCACUGAUUUCCUGGACUUUGUAGCUCUGGUACGAAGCAAACGGGCUGGACAGGACCAGCCGAUGGUGGUACACUGCAGCGCUGGCAUUGGUCGAACAGGGGUUCUUAUCACCAUGGAGACUGCGCUGUGUCUCAUGGAGUGCGGUCAGCCUGUGCAUCCUCUAGAUAUUGUCAGAACCAUGAGAGAUCAGAGGGCAAUGAUGAUACAAACGCCUAGCCAGUAUCGCUUUGUGUGCGAGGCCAUCUUGAAAGUGUACGAGGAAGGUCUGUUUAAGCCUCAAGCACCAGCCGUCUACCAGCAUAAGGAAAAGCCUAGGGAGGAAAAGGCUGAGGAGGAGGAGGAGAAGAAGAAGAAAGAGGACAGAGAAGAGACUGAGAAAGUAGAGGACGAGGCAGAGGCGGCUGUGGUAGAGCUGCUGGAGGGAGGCCUGGACGAAGAGGACGAGGAUGACGAUGAGGAAGUGGAGGUGCUGGACGUGGGGGAAGUGACGGAAGAGGAGGAGGAGGAGGAGCCGAGCGUCGCCAGCUGCACCAGCGUGACAAGCGAGACCAGCGUGAAUCCAGAUCCGGAUCCUGUUCCUGCUGACCCUUGACCUAAGCGUGGAGGUCACCAGGACGAGGAGAAAACAGAAGCACUGUUGCACUUUAUGCUGACAAAAAUGGAAAAAAAUUGACAAACAGAAAUGAAAAUGAUGAACAAAAACGAGAAUUAAAGAAAUCCAGCUGUGUUGAAUAGGUACAGUGAUGCCGUGUUUUUAUAAUCAGGGUUAGAACAGGUGUAAAAAACAGUAAACAGUACGAAAAAAUCAAGUACGGAUUGGGAAAUCGCUGUAGUGCCAUAAGUCUAAAGGGGAAGGGCUGCCCAGUGGAUGAAAAGCUCCCCAACCGUUUUCUUUCUCUUUUUUUUCUUACCCAAAGGGUUGCCCUGUCCCCUUCUGAGCAAGUUUGCCAGGUGGACAUGCCUUUUUCUAAGUCCUUUUAUCUGAUAAAGAGAGAAAUCUUAUCUUUUGUUCCUCAGAGUAUUUAUUGUGUUUUUAGUUUGUGUCCAACCCUGUCCACUGAACAAAAAAGCUCUAUGUUCUGUUUGUUUGUAUGAGUGUAGGGCUUGAUGCUCUCCUGAUUCAAUCUUAGCUAGUGAUAUAGUGUUACUCCUGCUCUGUUCUGUUUUAUUUUUUGGCUUUUUGUGUGGCGGGGGGGACGCAGUGAUUUAAUUUAUUGUAUGUGGUUUGAUCUUUCUCCGCUUUCUUGUCUACGUUUCUGACAGCAUAGACUCACAGGUGGACAGCUGAAAGCACUUUCUGGUUUCUUUUCCUCCACGCAGUGGUGAGCUAGGUACUUACUCGCUCUCCAUGCUGUGGUUUUCGUAGCUUGGACACACACAUACACACAUACUCAUAGUUUGUAAUCCUCAGGGCCUUUGUUUACUGGAGAUCUCUGUUUCACUUUUGCAAAUAUUCCCAGCAGUAUUCUGUCAUCCAAUACAACUUAACAGGCUUAGACAAACAGAAAAACAGUUUCCACAACUAAAAUCUAAACUCAACACCUGGGAUCCCGUCUGUUUGGUGUUCCUGCUGAAGUGUCCUUGAGCCAGACACGAACAGUAAAGCCCUGUCUCAUUCCAGUAGACAUCUUCUAUCUGAUCAGAAUGAGUUUACAUCUCGGAUAUUUCCAUAUAUUUCAUGCUUUUGUUUGUUUGUUUCAGGGUCGGUUGAAGAGCUGCUACGAGUUUUAUGCAAUCAGUAUUUGCUGUUUUUUCUGUUGUGCUUCGACAGAAGGUGUUAUAAUUAGCUGAUUUAAGUCUUUAAAAAGCUCCUGAUGUGAAAAGUCUGAUCUGUGUUGAUCUGUGUCCUCCCUCAUAAAAACAAGCAAAAAAAACAACAAAAACAUCUUUUUUUUAUUAUUAUUAUUAGCUUUAUCCCUCAUACAGCCACAAACUUCAGUGUGUUUUGUUAUAUUUGAUCAGAUUAGACCAAAACAAAUGUGAUUGUAAAGCUGAAGGUAAAGGAUGCAUGGUUUUUUUUCACCGGGAUAUAGAUUGGUGAAAUGGGGCUUUUAUUUUCAGAGCAAAUACCAUCUGCUUCCUUUGCAGUUACUGCAGCAAGUAUUCUGGGUGUACGCCUCCAACUAUUUGCCCAUUUUCUUCUUUUUGAAACAACUGAAGCUCAGAGCGGAGGGGAGAGUCUAUGAUGAUCAUUUGUUAAGUUCUGACUCUGGUUCUGAAUUUGGAUUCACCUCCAGACUUUGACUGGACCAUUGUUGAGCAUUAAUGGGCUUUGAGAAGAAGCUCCAUUUGUGGAACAGAUUCUAUGUUUUUAAAAGUUUUUUCUUUGUGUGAAGGUAUUUAACUCCAUCCGUCUCCACAUCAGCUUUGUCCAGCCCCUUUUUUUUCUCUGCUUUGAACUAAACAUGCCCCUCAGCAUAAUGCUGCUACUGCCAUGUUUCACUAUGAGAAUGUUGUUUCUAGAAAUUAGGUUUUAUUUCACAUUCAGAAAAUGUUCAAAUUUUGCAGACAGGGCGUCUGAUGACAUUUCUUCAAUAGGCACCUCCUUGAUUUUAUUUUCAGAUAGUUCUCUAGGUUUUAAAACCAUGCACCGUUUGUAUUGUUCUAUCCUAUCAAAUACCAAAUGCACUGAGUUUGGUGGUUAUGAAUUGGACAGAAAAGAAAAAAAUUAGAACGUAGGAAUGUUUUAAGCUAGGUACUGUACGUCAUUUUCCCCUCUUUCCUUCUCUAUUCUGAUGUAUGCAUGAAGUUUUAACUGCAUCCAAAUCCAUUUCAGUUGAUAAAAUAUUUACUUUGUUUAAUCUUCCUUUUCAGAGUUGAAUCAUAAUUCUGGGGAUGAACAAAGAGCUGCCAUCCUCUUCCAGUUUUAUUUAUUUCUUAAGCUUUUCUCUAGUGUGUCACUCUCCCUCAGUCAUCUUCAUAGCCCACACAGCAUCCAUUCUCCUGUUUUUUUUCCCACCCUGAUGCCUCUCUUUUUGUUUCAUUGUACACAGAUCCCACUCUCUCUGCUUGGCCUCAAGGCAAAAGACGCAUCUGAGCAGAGUUUGGUGGGUCCAGAAGCACAGCUCAGUUUUAAACCAGGCAAUCGAUGACUUGCUGAGAAACUGGUUUUAACUGUUUCUGUUUCUGUUGAUGUGUGUGUAUGUGUGUGAGCUUAAAGCUGGCAAAUCAGCGUGAAAACAAACUGAACAAAAGCGGGAAAACCUCUAUAGAUUGAUGGGAGUCGUAAGUUUAUAACGUAAGUGGUAGCUGAAGGUACUGAUUGAUCCAAGUCUGGGAGAGACGACAUGUGGGGAGGUGUUUACGUUUGUUGUAUUUUUGUAGAAAAA
Cyprinodon variegatus (sheepshead minnow) is the source of this 6334-nucleotide messenger RNA. It is a transcript of the gene ptpn4a, whose product is annotated as protein tyrosine phosphatase, non-receptor type 4. Gene Ontology annotation, biological process: protein dephosphorylation. Bases 511 to 3597 code for a protein of 1028 amino acids. Gene Ontology annotation, molecular function: protein tyrosine phosphatase activity; cytoskeletal protein binding. The transcript is spliced from 27 exons. Gene Ontology annotation, cellular component: cytoplasmic side of plasma membrane; cytoplasm; cytoskeleton. The record is from RefSeq and is a predicted model, not a curated record. NCBI's taxonomy places the organism in Eukaryota, Metazoa, Chordata, Actinopteri, Cyprinodontiformes, Cyprinodontidae.